Messenger RNA from Carlito syrichta (Philippine tarsier), 9539 nucleotides. RefSeq names its product failed axon connections homolog (gene FAXC). Lineage: Eukaryota; Metazoa; Chordata; Mammalia; Primates; Tarsiidae. The transcript has 6 exons. The coding region runs from base 2 to 1231 and encodes 409 amino acids. The record is from RefSeq and is a predicted model, not a curated record. Gene Ontology annotation, cellular component: cytoplasm.
CAUGCGCUGGGGGGUUGGCUUUGCCUCGUCCAGGCCGUGCGUGGUGGAUCUGAGCUGGAACCAGAGCGUCUCCUUCUUCGGCUGGUGGGCCGGGUCCGAGGAGCCCUUCUCCUUUUAUGGGGACAUCAUCGCUUUCCCUUUGCAGGAUUACGGUGGGAUCAUGGCAGGGCUGGGCUCCGAUCCCUGGUGGAAGAAAACCCUUUACUUGACCGGGGGAGCUUUGCUGGCCGCAGCUGCGUAUGUGCUCCACGAACUCCUGGUCAUUAGGAAACAGCAAGAGAUUGACUCCAAAGAUGCUAUUAUUUUGCAUCAGUUUGCAAGACCUAACAAUGGUGUUCCCAGUUUGUCUCCUUUCUGUUUAAAAAUGGAAACUUAUUUAAGGAUGGCUGACUUACCCUAUCAGAACUAUUUUGGUGGAAAACUCUCUGCUCAAGGGAAAAUGCCUUGGAUCGAGUAUAAUCAUGAAAAAGUUUCUGGCACGGAAUUCAUAAUUGACUUUCUGGAAGAGAAACUUGGAGUGAAUUUAAACAAAAACCUCGGCCCUCACGAAAGAGCCAUCUCCAGAGCGGUGACCAAGAUGGUGGAAGAACACUUCUACUGGACAUUAGCUUAUUGCCAGUGGGUGGACAAUCUCAAUGAGACCCGGAAGAUGCUCUCUCUUAGUGGUGGUGGUCCCUUCAGCAACCUGCUGAGGUGGGUCGUGUGCCACAUAACGAAAGGAAUUGUGAAACGCGAAAUGCACGGCCACGGCAUUGGCCGCUUCUCUGAGGAAGAGAUUUACAUGCUGAUGGAGAAGGACAUGCGGUCGUUAGCAGGGCUCUUGGGUGAUAAGAAGUACAUCAUGGGGCCCAAGCUUUCCACUCUUGAUGCCACUGUCUUUGGACACUUGGCACAGGCGAUGUGGACCUUACCAGGGACAAGACCGGAGCGACUGAUCAAAGGUGAGCUGAUCAACCUCGCCAUGUACUGUGAACGGAUAAGGAGGAAGUUUUGGCCAGAGUGGCACCAUGAUGAUGACAACACCAUCUAUGAGUCUGAAGAGAGUAGCGAAGGCAGCAAAACCCAUACUCCCCUGCUGGAUUUUAGCUUCUACUCAAGGACAGAGACCUUUGAAGAUGAGGGAGCAGAGAACAGUUUUUCCAGAACCCCAGACACGGAUUUCACUGGACACUCGCUGUUUGAUUCUGACGUGGACAUGGAUGACUACACAGACCACGAACAGUGCAAGUGACGGCCAGCCCGUUGGCCCUCUUCCUUCGGAGCUGCCACUCCCUGGGGUUGGUCCAGUUUCCCAGGUAGAAAUCCAUCCGAGCUGGGAGGAGACCUUCGUUCUUGGCACAGUUUCCACAUGCUAACUGGACUGUAGCCGCCUUAUUUCUUUUUUGUACAAACAAGACACAGAACAAUUCAGAUGGCUCCAUUUAAAACAAACAGGCCAAAAAAAAAAAAAAAAAUUAAUAAUGUCAGCAUGGUUCCUGAGAUCCAUUUUUGUUUUCAUUAGAAAACUAAUAUUGUGUGGUAGAGAAGGCAAAAGAGCAGGUUGUCAACUGAUAAUGUUCACGCUGAUCCUCGUCAACUGAGGGCUUAGUGACAAGAUGGUUUCUUGAACCUCUUUCAUCCGCCAGGGUUUGAAGUGAUGAGAGAUAUCAUCAGAAAAAAACUGUAGGAGAUCAAUGUUUUAUGGGUGGCUGCUUGUAAUUUAUGUGUGUAUAUUGUUAUGUUGAGACCUAAGUCAAAUAAAAUCCACAGCAAUUCGAUGAACACCUACUAUGUGCAAAGCACUGAGCUAGGUGCUAAUCAGUACACGUUUUAUUCUAAGUUUUGCCAGUGACGGGAUGUGUGAUUUUGAGCAAGUCUUUUAACUAUUGUGUGCCUCAUUUCUCCCACCUGAAAAGUGGGGAUGACAAUACUCUCCACCUACCUACCUCACAGGGGUGUCGUGGGGAUUCAUGCAGUAACAAUCGUAUGGCGCUUUAAACUUCUUGGAAGUGGUGCGACAUAAACACAACAUUUUAUUCUUUAUCGCACUUCAUAUGUGUGAAGAUGUGAAGGCCAGGGAAUUCCAUAUCCAGGCAACAACAACCAGGGUCAUGUGCACAAGGCAAGCGGGUGAAGCACACACAAAGGAAUGGUCAGGACUUUGACAUCAUUCUUCUUUGUAAUCUUGCCUGAAUCAAAAUCUUUUGUUGAAAGAACAUUGAAAAUGUUUUUACAAACUAUCAACAACUACAGUCAUCAGUUCCACAGUGUAUUUGCAGAAAAGGGUUCUUUUCGUUGCCUGAGCUCACACUGGCAUGUUGUUCUUUGUUGACUGCAGAGUGCUAAGCUGCCUGCGUUUGAUUUAUUUGGAGAGAAUAAAUCUCAGGAAUAUGGUGGGUUUCAUAGAGGUGAAGAGGAAACUUUUUGACAGAUUUUUGUAAGCAAAAGCUUGCUAACUUAUAAUGUCUUGUUAAACACAAAUCUUGCAAAGAUGUAUUGAAAAAAUGAAGUAGGAAGAGGUUCGUGUUACUUGUAUUAUAGCACUCUGUACAGUGAUAGACUAUGCAGUUUUAUUAAUGCAACCUUUCUGGCGUUUUCAGCCAUUGCCCAGUGAGAGGAGGACAGCUGAGGGCGAAGCUUAGUGUUUCUCCCUUCUCUUCUCUGUUCUCCCUCUCCACCCCCCGCCCCCCAGCUCCAAAGAGCACACUAACUGCUGGGUUAUCCAUGUUUGUGAAGGCACUCUAUCUCUAAAGACAUAGUCUUUGUUGGCUCAGCUAUUUUCCAGGGAAAUAUGGGCAAAGAUCCUGGGGUAAUGACUGUGGAUUUGGGCUAGGACAGUGUUAAGGUUUACUCUCACAGACAAACUGUUUUGCUUCUGACGGACUAGGUAAGGAUUGUGCAUGAUGGGGUCAGAGAGGCACUUCUUAAAAGAUGGCAACUUCAGAAAAUUUAUGUACUUACUUGAAAAAAAAACUCUUUGAAUAUAGCAUUUAUAAAACAAUCUUAAAAGACUACUGUAGGUUCACAAAGAACAUUUUGAGGCUGUUUACCAAGUAAGCAAUUGUGUAGGGCACUUGUAACUGGAAAUAAAUGCUGAGAUACCAUAAGUUCGAAAUUUUGAUUCUACAGAAAAUGUAGUUUUUGAUAUCUUGUUAAAAACCAUUUAUAUUUGAGGGGACUAUUUGAUGCCUAAUGAGAAUUUGGUGGAGAAGACAUGAAUGAAUAAGCCUGUUUUGAGUCUCAGUGUCAUUUGGAGGGGUUAUUUCCCACUCCUCUAGAAAGUGUGUCCUAAGGUCAACUGGUAGCACUUCUGUGUGACUAUAGACACUCCUGGACUGAAAAUGUGAUUAUAAUGAAUGGGUAGACUGUAGACCUGUCUUCACAAAGACUGAGCUUCCCUUUUCCUAUCACAUUUCAGUUAGAAAGAAAUAUGUUUGAAAUUUGCGCUACAAGCCAUCUGUUCUUACGGUAUAGUUCCAAGUGUGGUGUGUUUUUACUCCAAGAAUGAUUAAGUUAUGAGUAUGUAGACUUAUGUGUGUGUGUGUGUGUAUGUGUAUAUAUAUAUUAAUUGGACAGCAACUAUGUGGAAAACCAAUUUUCAAAGUGAAGUUUUAAACAAUUCAUUCCAUCUAGGUACCUCCUACAGGGGUGUAUGGAUGUUGCCACCUGGAGUCUUAGGCACUUGCCUGACAGCUUCUGACUGGGCACUCAACAUUUUGUAGGUUUCAACUUGAUUUAAACCUAGGAUAUACCUCAACUUUACUUUCCCAAGAUGAGUUAAGAAAACAAAAUGAUCAAGCCUAAAUCACCAUGGUGUGGGUCUUUAUUGAGAAGAAUUUAAUUUUAUGUGCUUCAUUCUUAAGCUACCCAGAUUUGAAAUGCUCUCCAAUUUGAUGAACAUGUGCUACUUAUAAGAAAAAACAAAACAAAACAAGAGGUUUGAGGACAUUUUGGUCAUCUGGCUUACUUGAUCAACUUCUGUGUUUCUUUUUGCUGGAAAUUAACUUGAAGUGUGAUCCUUCAUGUUAUCCAAUGCCUUUGGUUGGACAGAAGACCCAUGGACCACCUGUUCUUUCGUACCUCUCAGAGUAAAAGUAAAUUCUGCCCCUAUUUUACCUCCCCCUGCUCACCCCACCCCACUUACCAAGAUUAAUGAGCAGCAGCAGCAUGCUUUACCAGCCAUCAGAAUAGAUAUAAGGACAGUCUACAUUUACGAAGAGAUCAACUAUAUUUAUUGUCAGCUUUGGCCAUUUUGUUGUUGUUACAUGAUGAAUUGUGAACAGUGACACCACCAAGGUCAUGGGCUGCCCAGGAGACUGAUUACAGACUUAGAACAAUUUGUACUUGAAUCACACCUGCAGUCUAGUCCUCAAGUGAGCCCUCCUUGUGUAUGCUGAAGUAUUAGGAUAUGUUUUUGUGAACAUAAAGCUAGGGGUCAAGGAAAGGAAGUGCUAAGGGUUUUAGCUUCAAGCCUAGAUUUGUUUAAGAGAAAGUACAGUGACAGAAAUGGGCCAUGGAUUCACUCUAGAAAGCUCUUUACUGGCUUGGUGUAUAUACAUACGUACCUAUUUAAAGGGCAGGAUCCCAAAAUGAAUGUCUUUCACCUUGCCCUUGAUGGUUCUUUCCAUCACGCUGCCUUGGCUUGGUUUUCUUGAAAAACCCACGCUCCCUGAGAAAUCACUCCACGUUCACAGAACAAGCACAUCCCCAUUCUCUCUGAGUGUGCUUCGAAUCCUCCUUUACUCUUGCAUGUGCCAUCAGCCUAGUCCAGGCCAGUACAAGAGACCUUUCUUCAGUGUCUGCAAGGCACUGCUUGGCUCUGUGAAGAAUAGCAAGAUGGAUUUCUAAAUCACGAAGAUUCCUCAUUCUUUAUUAAGCAUCACUCGCUGAAUGUUCACUGAGCAUCUGGUCUGUGCCUGACCCUGAGAUCCACACCAGGUAUAUAAUGGCAAAGAGAGCAGACAGGACUCUGACUCCAGGCAUCCUCUUUUACAUGCAUGUCCGUGUCCCUGAUCUGUCCCACCCAUCGCCGUUGGAUUAAUCUUUCUAAAAAAACUCUCUGGCCCCAAGGGGAUGUCACAUUGCCUCAGGGUGAGGGUUACUCCUUAGGGCCCGGUGUUCUCAUUCCCUUAUUCACCUUGUCCCAGCGCACCUCCAGGAAAGCCAUCAUUUGCCAUUUUCUACACCAGCCUCAUGUGCCCCACCUCUGCCUCUGUGCAAACCAGUCCCUCUCCUGAAAUGCCCCACCCUCCUCCCCACUAGCUCAAAUCACACCUGUCUCUCAAAGCCCCGACUUUGUCAGUUCUGUGUGAAGACUUCCUGCUCUUUAUAGUCUGUUCCUCCAGAAACAAAACAAUCAUCAUUUCCUUCCCUGAAGGUUGGAUAGGAAAGACAUGCUCAGAAGGUGGGCCACAUACCAUCAAAUAGUGAUUUUCCAUUUUUGUGUGUGUCAGGGACUCCAUUGAUAAUCUAAUGAGAGUUCUAUGUCAUAUUUCCAGAAGAGCACAUAUAUGCAAAUAUAUUCAAUUUUACAUAUAAAUUCAGGAGACUUAGAGGCCUCCUGAUUAUUCACGGUUUCCUUCCGGGGCUGAUGGACCCCAGUUGAAGAGAACUUGUUCCAAAGAGUCUUUGUUAUUGUUGUUAGUGUUUGUUCUUGUCUUUAACAUAGGAGAAAAAAUGGUGUGGGAUAUGCAAGCAAAAAUAAUCUCUAUUGUUAUCCACGUUGAGUAUCUUAUGAGUGACAGUAAGGAAGAAGAGUUAUCUUAUUUGAGAAAAUGUUUUGAAUUUUGAAAGUGAUAGAAUUUUGUUGUUGUUGUUAUCAUUAUCUUUUAACCACCCAAAAAGUUGACUUAUCAAAAUGAGUUCAGGGCACAGUGAGCUUCCUGUCAGCCCUGAAACCUACCAUCUCUGCAUGGAUAGGCUAACUGGCCUGGGGCUGAAGGUGGGAUGGGAGAGGCUGGAUUUUUCCUCACAGGAGAAAGAUCUGCACAAUCAGGUCUUUCGGUAUUCAUUCAUUCAUAAAACAAUUGUUGAGUGUAUUUUCAAUAAAAGAUUGGUGUCUUUUGUUGAUAGGAAACAACUCAGGUUCUUCUUCCUUUUGUUUUUUUUGUUGUUUUUUUCUUUGCAGAGUGAAAGUAUUUUUAUUGUUCCAGCCUAUGAUGCAGGAUCCUUUGUUCUCCUUUAUGUACAAUACUCUUUAAGUCAAACAAGAACUGAUAAAAGUACAUUCAGUGACAAAUACUUCUGAGUCUAUAUGAUGAGCUCUAGCAACUAUCUUUUACAGGUCCAGGCAUCAAAUGUGUGUGCUUAUGAAGAGCUUGAGUUUUAUUCAGCUGCUUCCAGUGGUCUGGCUGAAACUUGCACAGUUUCUAAGGAUGUCUUUGGUGGGUGGGAGGGAGGAGCCUCUUGGCUGUAGAACUUGUGCUAGUGUUAGAGGUAGAUGUAAACACAUGUGGGAUGUUUUUCUCAUGUGUAUUUCUUACCAGGAUCUUAGGUAUUUGGUCCCUGACUUUCAAGAAUAUCUUAAAGGUAUUUAAAUGUCCUCAUUCUUUACGAUAAGGUUACUGGAACCAGCAAUAUAUUGACCUUAGUCCCUUUGAGAUGAUUAUAGAGGGUACUGAAACACAGCUUAAAGGAAAGGAAUUCACUGUUUUGGAACUGACAGUGUGACUUUCUCAUCCAUUCUGACUUUUGCCAAGGCCGGGAACUUGUCCCCAGAUCCUACUGCUGGCUAGACCAUGACAAACUAGGUUGCUCAAAUUUCAUGAAGAUUUUUGCCUUAAAUUUACAAAUUGGUAGAAAAUAAAAAGGGACCAUUGCAAUAAAAAAACAAAUGACUUAUGCAUGUGGUCUAGCCAGCACCAAAUUCCUGAUGAUUUUAGUGAGGAGACAAGCCAUCUAGAAUAAAAAGAUGGAUAUAGUACCUUGGUGUUCUGUAUGCAAUUAAAUAAUUUCAGCAAUGAACCUAAUGGCCAUCUUGCAUUUUUGAAAUAAUCCACUAACUGUAGAAAUGUAUAUUUACCAUAAUCAGUUAAUUUUAUGAAAAGUAUGUAUUGCUAAAUAUGACUAAUUCACCUUCCACCCCUGCUGGCAAACUUUUAUUUUUAUUUAUUUAUUUUUACUUCGUGGCUCUGGAAUAGAGUAACUUUCGUUUAUUAGUAACGUUUAAACCUUUUUCCUUCUUUAGCUGUGUUUUUGUUUUAAUUACCCUAUGACUUAAAAAAAAUAGAAUCCAUCUUCUGAAUUGCCAUGUUAAUUAAUGGGGCCUAGAGAGGGAGCAGAGGGAAGAUAAUUGUUCAUUGGAGGCUUAGAAAGAGGAAUGCUCUGGGUAUUAACUAUCUCCCUCUUUAAAAAUCAGUUGAUGGGCUUUCCCCCUUAAUAGUUUGGAAUUGGAAGUGUUCUUUCAUAUUUGCUUCUACACCCAACAAGAGAUCAUAUUUGGCUUAUUAACACAUAAACCAUGUCCAAAUGGUUGCGUUUUUUACCUUUAAUGACUUGACCUGAGAUUUUGUUUGCAGCAAGUAGUCGAAAGACAAUGCGCAAAUUUUGUCAGACUUCUGCUUCAGUAUUGGUAACAUGUUUGUGUUCCUCCUGUCAAAAUGCUUUUGCCUCAAGUAAUACAUUUUGUGGGAUCAGAUCAUGCUUAUUGUAAACAUGUUUUAUUCCCCAGUAAUCUCUACAUCAUGCCGAAGUUCUGACGACUUGAAUGUCGAUGAGGGUGAUGGUGUCUCCACAGUGCUAGGUGGGAAAAUAAGGGUCUGAGUCUUUCAUUUGGUGGUGUGAGAAUUUCACUGAAUGGGAAGACAGAAAGAAAUAGUAACAAAUACCAGGGAUUCAAGUAACCAUGUGGUAUGACCAUGGUAGAGACGUGUCAGGCACGUUGAAGAUUUUCUAGGUGGUGGUGUCUUGCUAAAAUAAUAAAAAGUACAGGUUUAUAAAUCAAAUACAAAUGCAAUCUAUGUAGAGAAAAAUUUUUAAUGAGUAUAUAAGUGGCUGGUGCAGGAAGUGUUGAGGUAACAUUUAUCUGUAUCUUAAUUUCUGUGCUUCUGUCCCUAGAUGACCUCACCUGAAGUUAACCUAGGAUUGGGGAGCAGCUUAGAGGGGCUGGCCCCAAUAUGUUUUAUUCCUUUGGUUUUGGAAUUUCCUUCUAGUCUCUCAAAGUGUUUGUGGCAUAUAUUUUCAGUUUUGUAAAUAUGAAAUGUACAAAGUAAUGUACAGUUUGUUUUAGAGAAGUCCUUUAAGUGUUUGGAGAUGGCCCAUAUCAUGCCUAUUAGGCAGUGGUCUCCAAACCUUUGUGCUUAAUUCCUCCAUCAGUAAAACUUUCUGAGCAUGCCCUUCAGUGUAUUUAUUUAUGAUCUAUACAUAUGUAUAUAUGUAUACACUGCUGUAUAUGUAUAUACUGCUGUACUGAUGUAUACAUUAAAAACCAUAGCAAGCAUAGAACUUUAAAAGUAUAUUUUCUCGAUAGAGAAAAUUGAGUACAAUAGGGAGUACCAGAAAAUGAGAAUGGGACAAGGGGUCUUUAGGGGUAGCACCUAGCAGGCUGUAAUUGACUAGAGGGUGUGCAGGUAACAUUUGUAGCAAAGCAGAUAUAAAAUAGGCAUGGAUGCAUGAUCUUAGGUUAAGAUAUUUAAUUAUUUUUACUUAAAAUAGGCAUUUUUGGUUAGGGGAAGAAAAGGGUGAACAAUUAGAUGUUACUUCUAAGAGUGGUCUUUUAAAUUCUGCUUUUGGGACUACCUGAUCUAGAAUGCCUUGAAAAUCCCUGAAAGCUUUCCUGAUAUGGUGAUUUAAGCAAAACAAAAAAAAAAAAGAGAGGAUGGGGAGAUAAAUAAUACAAAUGCAGGAUGUAUUGCCUGAAAAUUUCAGUUCCAAUCUGAAAAGCAUGCUUUGAUAACCCUGGUAAUUCAUUAUCUCACUAAUUACAUGCCUUUCUUCUCUUUGUUUAUAACCUCAUGUCUCCAAAUGGGUGGAAGAUGUACAAACUUAUUUUCAGAUAUGCGAGAAAGGGGCAAUGUUGGCAUAACUGGAACCCGCAUUUCAGCUGCUUGGGGGCUGAUAGGUGAACACUACUUGGAAACAUUCACCUGCACCAUCUGUUUUGCAAACACAAUGAAUAGCAUCUUGAUAAAUGAAGACCCCAGUGUGGAGACAGCUUUCAGAGUGUUUAUUUCUGGACCUAUGAGUUACUUUAGUAGAGUUAUUGUUAGUAGUUUAUAAAGCCAUAUUUAAACUUGUACACUUGAUUGUAAUAUAGAUCUGAAUUGUGCACUAUGUUGAUUACUGUAUAUAAACGUGGAAAUUAUGUAUAUUUGGUCUUCAUGCUGUAUGUAUUUGGUGUGUAAAUGAUAACUAAUGGAUAUGAAAUAUCUUUCUGUGAAUGUCUUUAUUCCCAUUUGCUUCUUUUUUGCAAAUCUGAAUGUUUAAACUUUAUACCCAUGGGGAAAAUCUAAAGUGUUUGCAUCUAAUAUACUGUUAAGUGGUUGUCUCUUAGAUGAUGGGGAGAAUAAUCUAGUUGUAAGACUCUGGUAUAAUUAAAACAGAAGUGAUGCAUUUUUUAGGCA